AUGGUGAAGAUCGGCAAGAGAUCAAACCGAGGAUGGUGGUGGGAUCACUUCGUGGAGCACCCAGGUUAUGCUGUCAAAGACCCAGCUUCGAUGGUCAGCGGAAAGGCAAAGGUGGUGUGUGCAAGGCUCUAUGAGCAAUGUGUUGCGCGUGAGCAGGCAAUGGACGAGUUGCCCAACGUCUUCUCUCGAUUUGCCCGAAUUACGCCUCUUCUCUCAACUGAGACACUCACCCUUCUGGCAGAACUCAAGAUGUAUGUUCACGAAGAGCAUGUACGCAAUGACGUGGUCAAGAAGCGGCUUCAACGCCGGUACUGUGACACCGAGGCCACUGACAAAGCAGAGCCUACUCAAGUAGUUCAUGCAGUUGGUGAUGAUUUAUCAGGAGAAAGCAGCGAACGGGAGCCACGCAGCCUCGCUUUCGAGAGGCGAGGGAUAAGUGAUGUUGCAGCAGACCUUAUCCGAGCUGUUCAGGAGGAGGAGGAGGAGAUUUCCGCCACAGAAUCAAUGCACUCAGUCCCCAUUGGUGCUGCCAGUGCCGGUGGUUCAUUCUCCCGCAUUGCUAUCAAUGAAUUACUCGACUAUUCUCAUGCUGAGCUUGAGUUGUACGAGCUUCUUGACUUAGAUGCAGAGGGAAUUGAUGAUCCAGACUUUCCUCAAGUUGAUGAUGUUCUUGACGAGUAG
This is a messenger RNA of Suillus discolor, 681 nucleotides long. RefSeq lists its product as uncharacterized. The record is from RefSeq and is a predicted model, not a curated record. Lineage: Eukaryota; Fungi; Basidiomycota; Agaricomycetes; Boletales; Suillaceae. The coding region runs from base 1 to 681 and encodes 226 amino acids. The transcript has 3 exons.